AAAUGUUUAAUCAAUUUAAAUUUUCUAUAAAAGUAUUUAAUUUAACUUAGGGUAGCGAAGCACCCAGGGUAUGCUAGUAGUAUAUAAGAAAAUUAGGAAAUCCUGCUUUACCUUUUACUUCGUAAAACAAUUUUUUUUUACGCUGUACAUACAUUUUUAAAUGUGCAUUCGUUACUUGGUAGAGUAUAAACUUUAAAUUUUAAAUUCAAAAUUUUAAAGCUUACUGAAAAAUUCACAAUUUUCAUAGAUUGUGAUUUUCGGAAAUCGUGAUUUUCCGCUGGAUAUCCAUCCCUAAACCUAUUAAUAACAAUAGUCUACGUAAUAUCGCAAACUGUUCAAUUAAAUGUACAUUUGUUUAUAUUUUCGACAUUUUUGUUAAAAAAAUGUACAAUCAUAUAUGUAUACAUACGUUCAUAUAUACAUCUAUUUUUAGAAUAAAAGGAGUAUAACUUACUAAUAUUUACAAAAAUAAUAGUGUCAAGUAAGAGAAAAUGUUCUCUUAAACUGUUGCUGCACAAAUAAAACAUAUUUGUUUAAUGGUUAAUUUUGUAAUUGUAAUGUGAACACUUAUUUUUCUAUGUGGGUGGACAUCCUGGAAAUUUAUAAUACAUACGUAAAUGUGUAUAUAUGUAUGUAUGUAUGUAGGUGACACUCAUAAUAGUAUCGGUAAUUGAAGUAUAUCUACAUACAUACAUACAUACAUACAUACAUACAUACAUACAUACAUACAUACAUACAAACAUACAUAAAAAUAUACAAUGUAGGCAACAGAAGUUUUGAUGAUUUAAUACAAAUAAAGUAAAUGUUCGUUAUUUUUAUUUCUGUAAUCGGAAUUUCAAAUAUUUUUAGCGCGAAAAGGUACUUUUUUCUCAUCUAGCAGAGCAUGUUUUUAUUACCGCUAUAAUGUAAACAUUUCAAAUGCGCAUGUCACUGUAUUUAUUAUCCUAUUUGCAGAUGAGAGAAAUAUUUUUAACAUUAUCAUGGGGUCUCAAUUAAAGCUUUUCUGUUUUCUAUUUCCAAUAAAAAUAUAAAUAAUCCACAAAUGAGGGCUGUGGUGAAAAAGUGUUCAUAGAGAGAGAGAGAGAGAGAGAGACCAAAAAAGAGAUGUAUUUUUUUAUCUGAAGUAAAGUAAUAACGUUCAGAGAGCCCAAAAUUUAAAACCUAAAACUUUAUUUGAAUGUAUGCCAUCACUGGUCCAUCCAUAGCUUGUUAAUGAUUUUCUCUUAAAUGCAUGGAUGCUUUUAAAUUUCACAAGGAUAUUUAUCUAAAUAUUUAAGAGAUGAUAAGUUAAAAAAGCUAAAUUUAGAUGGCUUUUCUUGCAAGGGAUAACAUCUCUACUAAGCUUAGUCUGUUUUUGUAUACGGGCGUUAAAUGGUCGCAAUUCGGUAAGAAAUCGCAAAGGGAAGUUAAAACCAAUACAAGUGAUUGUGGAAAAUAAGAAGAUAAUAAAAGCAAAAUUAAAAAGUUCUCUAUCCCCUGCAGCAAAUAUAUAAAUAAUUAAAACAACUAAAAAAUUAAAUAAAUGUAUUACUACUACAUUCAUUAAUGCAUACAUAUGUUCAAAAAAGUUAUACAUGUAAAGUUUUUAUCGCAUAAGUGGUUAAAUUGAGGAUUUAUCUUCAUACUUAUACUUCACACAUCUAUAUAAAUGUGUCUAUAUGUACAAAUUAUUUGAAAAUCAGUUUUUGCAUUUAUGUAUAUGUAAAUACAUAUUUAUUUGUUGUUUUGGAAAACAACAAAUUAAGAAAUCAAAUAGUUAAAGCUAUAGUGCCAAUAAAAUAUAAAUAUAUCACCUCUCCCAUUAAACUCUAUAUAUAUAUUUAAUAACAAUAACAACAACAGCAACACAACGACAAAUAAAAAAUAUAUUUAAUAACAACAAUAAAAUAAAGUGUUUUUACAACUAAUAUUUGAAUAAAACAACGCGUUAUAAAUAAGAGCAAAAAUACAAAAAAGUGAAAAAUAGCAAAAUUUAAUAAGAAAAAAUCCAUACAGAAGUUCUCAAACAACGAAAUGUAUUAAAACGACUAAAUAGUUUUUUUUUAUUAAAUUUUAUAAAAAUAUUCAAGUUAACGACAAUUUGUGUGCGUGUGAUUGAAAUUUUUACUUUAUAUUGAUGGAUUUACUCAAAGGAUAAACAAAUUAAAACUAAUUUAUCAUAAUAAUAAAAAUAUUUAAUAAGUAUAAUAAGUUAAAGGAGAAAAAAAAAACAAUUUUAAUUCAAUCAAUUUAGUGCUCAGUGGAUUUGUCAAGGGCCAAAUGGCUCUCAGUUUGUUAUGAUGGAGACAUUUCUUGUCCUGGGUCUAUGUUUUAUACUGUACGAAGCAUUGGAUUUCUUUCAGGGAUGCAUACAUAGUGCAACUCCCUCUGCCAGUGAUCAAAUAGAAGCAUACCGUCGACAAUUGGACGAACAACGACAAAAACAGCAAGAAGAACAAUUUUUGGCAAACUUAACUCCACUUCUGAGUGCUCAACUAGCUGCUGCUGGAUUUAAUCUAUCAACUGCCUCAACACCAACCGCUUCGACGGCAAGUGUUAUAAGUGAUUUGAAAGUUCAAGUUCAAACUGAUUCUGAAAACUAUUCCGUAAGUACACCCGCGUUGAAUUCUGGUGGAACCGGAGGCGUUGGUGGUGAAAGUGGAUUUAGGCCUGCUAAUCUUAGUAUAUUCGAAGCUCAACAAUUAAAUAAUACCUCGUCAUUGCCUAGAGACUAUUACUAUUUGCAACAACAACAGUUGAAAAACAAGAAUUCGUCUAAAUCGUUACUGUCGAAAUUUUCGACAUCUGGUUCUGAUAAUCGCAUUUUUCCGGAAACUCCUAGUAUUUUGGGGAACCCUGCGGGUGUUAUAACAACACAACCUCUGUUACAACACCAACUAAACUCAUUUGAUUCGCCAACUCCCAUCAGCACUGAGCCCGCAGCAAGUACUAUACAUACUCACGAUUUGAAGAGGGCCCAUUUGAAAAAUCAAUACAAUAACAACGACGAUCCCAACAUUCUCUCUCGUCACAACUCACAGACAACAUUGUCAUCUCACGAAGCUUCCUCUUCCGGAGAAGAGGACGACUCUGAAGCAUCUUCUACACAAGGUGAAGCAUCCCUCGAUUCUUGUCCGUACAACUCUGAUCACGAUAUCAACGAAGAUCGUACGUUCACAGUGGGUUCGUGUUCAUCAUCGCAUGCCGAUUUUCGAGAAAUUGAAUGUGAACGACUGCGCCGCCAAUGUGUGAGCGUUAAACGCAUUUAUAGCAUAUCGGAGAAAUUUUAGAAAAAUUAAAAUAUCUAAAAUUCAAAAAUAAAAAAAAACAAUUAAAAAUGUUUGCAAAAACAUUAUUGGUUAUAGAUUUGCUGAAAAAUUAUUAUUAACAAAAAAGGUAUUAUCAAGUGAAAACUAAAAUUUCUAAAAAAAAAAAUCACAGAAAACCGUAAGAAAAAGCACACACACCUCUUUCGAAUCAAUCUUCAUAAUUGCAAUUGCACAUUUAUAUAAAUUUAAAAGAAAUCACGCAUAUUCAAGCAUUUCACGCAUAAUUUUUCGUAAGUAAAUUCACAUUCACAAUACUUUUUAUCACAUCAUGAUCGAUUCACUUCACUUCUUCAUCACUGCCAAGCAAAAACGUAUUUUUUUCACCGCUCUAAAAAUUUUCCUUGAUUAUUUUUAUGAUGAUUCACAAAAUAUUUUAAGUCUAGCGAUGACUGUUCGUGAGCUGGACCAAAUUAAAAAAGGUAUUUUGGAAUUAGUUAUUUUUUAAUUUUUUUUGUUUUGAAACAAAAUAUCCAAUAUGAGUUAUCGUUUGAAAGGGAUUUUAAAUUCGCGUCAAAUGAUGUAUUAAUCAUAAAUAACCGUCUGCUCAUAAUUGCCAUAUUCCAAAAUAUUUAAAAUUUUUAGGUUUUUCACUAAUAAAAAUAAAUUGUAUGCAGAAUUUUGCAAACUUUGCUUACCACUUGACUGGGCUUCAAAAACCUUUUUAAGUUUUAAGUCUUUAUUAAAAUGUCCAU
This is a messenger RNA of Lucilia cuprina (Australian sheep blowfly), 4000 nucleotides long. RefSeq lists its product as uncharacterized. NCBI's taxonomy places the organism in Eukaryota, Metazoa, Arthropoda, Insecta, Diptera, Calliphoridae. The transcript has 2 exons. The record is from RefSeq and is a predicted model, not a curated record. The coding region runs from base 2277 to 3269 and encodes 330 amino acids.